Molecule: messenger RNA, 1659 nt
Organism: Drosophila willistoni
Lineage: Eukaryota; Metazoa; Arthropoda; Insecta; Diptera; Drosophilidae
Gene: Ras64B
Product: ras-like protein 2
Exons: 3
Coding region: 144-722 (192 amino acids)
Biological process (GO): signal transduction
Cellular component (GO): plasma membrane
Molecular function (GO): GTPase activity; GTP binding; GDP binding
Source: RefSeq, a predicted model, not a curated record
GUAUCGUCUUCACUGUGACGAACGAGUUCAACAAUGUAAAUUAAGUAUACGUAUUCGUACACUACAUAAGUUAUUUGAAUAUUAUAUUAUUGUACAAAACAACGGAAGUACUACAACGCGAACUCAUCAAUAAUUAUUGCAAAAUGCAAAUGCAAACAUACAAACUGGUCGUCGUUGGCGGCGGCGGCGUUGGAAAAUCAGCCAUAACGAUACAAUUCAUACAGAGCUACUUCGUCACAGAUUACGAUCCAACCAUCGAGGAUUCAUAUACCAAACAAUGUGUCAUAGACGAUGUGCCAGCCAAAUUGGACAUUUUGGACACUGCUGGCCAAGAGGAGUUCAGCGCCAUGCGGGAGCAGUAUAUGCGUUCAGGUGAAGGAUUUCUGCUUGUCUUCUCGCUAAACGAUCAUUCCAGCUUCGACGAGAUACCAAAGUUUCAACGUCAGAUAUUGCGGGUGAAGGAUCGCGAUGAGUUCCCCAUGAUGAUGGUGGGCAAUAAAUGCGAUUUGGAGCAUCAGCGACAAGUAUCACUGGAAGAGGCCCAAAAUACAAGCAGAAAUCUAAUGAUACCCUACAUUGAAUGCAGUGCCAAGCUGCGUGUCAAUGUCGAUCAGGCCUUUCAUGAGUUAGUGCGCAUCGUGCGUAAAUUUCAAAUAGCUGAGCGUCCCUUUAUCGAGGAGAGCUACAAGAAGAAGGGCAAAAAGAAGUGUUGCCUGAUGUAGGGCAUGUCUACUUAUUGCCCCUGUGCCCAACAGCAGCAAUCAACCAUCGGAUGCCAGCAACGCCAGCAACAACAACCAACACCAAUAACAAUAUCAAUAACCAUUUAACUUUAACCAUUAACCAUAAACCAUAAACCAGUGAAGUGAAUCUCGAAAAGAUGAAAACACCAAAUUGACUGCGCAUUGACUGAGCUAUGAAAUUCCAUUGAUAAGGGAAUAAACUUACCGCACCAGACGCUGCAGCUACUAGUAGACCAGUAAAAGUAAUCAGUCCCCCGUAGUCCGUAACCCGUCUAUUCGUAAACCCAAAUGAAGUGCAUUUCUUAUCUGCCCAGUAUCCAACGGCAUCCAACGAAGCCAUCGAAUAUGCUUUGACCCUUAAUUGAGUAGCUAACAAAAACAAUAUAUAUCUAGACAUAAACACAAAAACAAACACACUGAAACACUAAAAACAUAUAUACAUAUACAGGUAUAUAAAUAUUUUUUAUAAUAUUUGUUCAUAACCACGACAACAAUAACUCUGCAAUCAAAUUAGGGAGAAUUUCUUGUUUGUGUAUUUUUUUUUUUAACUUUUGUAUAUGUAUGUAUGUAUGUGUUCUUUAUUAUUUUUUUUUUGUGUAAAUCAAUUAAUUGAUUUAUUUCUUUUUUUUUUUAAUUAUUGCAAUAACUGAGCCAAAAGAUUGUCUCAUUCGUUGGAUCGUUUGUUUCGAUUAAGCCAAAAGUAAUGUGUUAUUGUAAUUUGUAUUGUUAUUUACUAAUAUAUACAAGGUAUUUGCAUAUGCGGAUACAAAUUUGAUUAUAUAUAUUUAUAUAUAUAUAUAUAAACAUAUAUGCUUAUAAUCCAAUUUUGUUAUAACAAAUUGAGUGCCUCAAAAACGAAUGCUAUAUCUAUAUAAUUUCGAAACGAAAAUAAAACGAAACGAUUUAAGCAAACAAA